Messenger RNA from Rhodamnia argentea, 887 nucleotides. RefSeq lists its product as uncharacterized. The record is from RefSeq and is a predicted model, not a curated record. NCBI's taxonomy places the organism in Eukaryota, Viridiplantae, Streptophyta, Magnoliopsida, Myrtales, Myrtaceae. The transcript is spliced from 3 exons. Bases 53 to 604 code for a protein of 183 amino acids.
AUAAUUCUUGCUGAUCUCUUAAUUCUCCUUCUUCCCUCAAAAGCGCUUCCAAAUGGCUUCUAGUCUGAGCUUUAACGCUCUUGCUGUGAUCCUCGCUCUUACACUCGCCGCUGGCGUUGCCGGAACACUAGGAGGAAUAGUGUGUGAAAAUCUCGAUCGUGACUCGUGCGCAUUCGCUGUGUCAUCCUCCGGCAAGCGCUGCGUGCUGGAGAAGCAGGUGAAGAGGAGCGGGGAGGAAACAUACACUUGCCGCCGAUCAGGCAUCGAAGCCGGUGGGCUGAGGGACUACAUUGAGACCGAUCAGUGCAUCAAAUCAUGUGGGGUCGAUCGAAGAACGCUAGGAAUCUCGUCGGAUGCUCUGCUGGAGCCUCGCUUCGCAUAUCAGCUUUGCUCCUCCAAGUGCUAUGGAAGUUGCCCUAACAUUGUGGAUCUCUACUUCAACCUUGCUGCGGGUGAAGGAGUUUUUCUUCCUCAACUCUGCGAAGCGGAGAGAGAAGACACGCGGAGAGGAAUGGCGGAGGUCCGGAGCUCGGGAAUGGUUGCUCCCGGGCCGAUAAUCUACCCCGUCAAGUUUAUGGCUGCCCCGGCAAUGUCUCCUUAUUAAUCACUCUCGUCGAAUCCGAUCGUACGCAGGAGUUUGCAGGCCUUGGUUUGGAACAGACGUACGAUGUAGCAGAUCAGUUCGAUUAAACGUCGUGUGUGCAUGCAUGUAUGGCUCGACGGGCUCGCUUUAAUCUAUAGAAACCUUAUAAUUGCGUGUGUAAGUAGGAUCAGUCACCCAAGCAUUGGUCCAUAAUCCACACAAUGUGUACGGGAUCGUCUUCAAUGGGUUGUCGGAGUGAAGAUGUAUCUUCAGAUUGGAUGAAUAAAAAGGCCUGCUUUUUGUU